GUAAAAUCGUCGCCUACAUUUGUAAAAGUAGAUAAGCAAAUGUGGGAUGAAAUGGUGCAAGAUAAUUUAAGUGAUACAAAUAAGUCUCCUUCGAGCUCUGAUGCUUUUGCUGGAAUUAGUUCUAACAUAGUAGAAUACUUUCGAAAUGAGUAUUUUAAUAGAAACGAAGCAGAGAUUCUCAAACCUCUGUCCUCACCGAGCUGUUCCGAAGUCAGUACUGAAAUUGAGCCCUAUUUAGAUACAGAGGAGCUUGUUGAUGACACAUCGGAACAGAUAGGCAUGACUCAAAUGGAGGAGCGCACAGCAGAGUCCAAAAACGAUGUUCAAAGACAAAAAGAAGAGCAUUUGUAUAAAACUGCUUUUUACAGAGCGAAAGCUUUUUCUGUUUCUCCAGAAGCACGCUUCGUAUCACCUUCUCCAAGUCCACCUUUUGGUGCGUUUGAAUCUAGAUUGACAGAAAACAGCUUUCAGCUACCUUUCGAAAAUGUUAAUAUCACUUCACGUGGUUCAUCUGUUGCCACACCUAAAGAAGGAUCUCCCAUGUCGUCGCCAGUUUCACAGAAAUCGGCUUCAUCACAAAGGAUUCAAAAGCGUCUCCCUGGAAGAUCCUCCCCAUUGUCCUCCCAAGGCCCCGCUCCAAGAACAUCAGCAGGAUCGCUUCGGCGGUACCAAAAAUCUUCGACUCCUCGGUCACCGAGGACAAGACAAGCUGGUCCAUUCACUUCGGAUGAUGCUGUUUUUUCACGCUACUCUUCGAGGAAGAGGCCAUCAGCGCAGACACAAAAAGCCCAUCAAACGUCUCCGCCAACAGCAGCAGUCUUCAUUAAAAUGGCAUCUCCCCCUUCCAGCAUCGCCUCUCCUCCAUCGAAUGACACAUCAUUUACGACCAUGCUAGCGUCACCCCUUUUAUCACCGUCAAAGGAAGGACAGAUUCCGCUUCAUCCCUCACGCAGCUACAUUCAAAGAUUGCAAAAAGCUCUUGCAACAGCUGGUUCCGACAGCCAGGAAGACAGAAUUGCGAAACCUGCGUCCCCGGUUCCAAACGUGCCGGUGGAUGCCCUUCGGGACACAUGUUUUGGGGACGCCAGGUUUCCCAAGUAUUAUAUAGCCGAUAGAACAGGACUUCCUUCACCUACGGCACAGUUUUCCAAGCCAGCGUCUGGGCACCUCACUGGCUUGCACUUAUCACCACCUAAGGUUGAGACAUCCUCGAGACCAGACACGGCAGAAUUAUCUGCUGUUCCGAGAGUAAUCGCUGUAUUAGCUGAGAUAAAAACGGCCUUGGCUACCAAAGAGCAAACCGCUUCGAAAACGUGUGAUUCGACUUCUGUUCAUCGUUCUGGUUCUUCGAAGGUUUCACACAGACAGGCAUUACCAGCCUCACUGCAUGCGGAGCAAACUCAGAAAGUAACCCCUUACAAGAAAAGGAUGUCCUUGGCAGAGUUACUUGCUGCACAACGAAAGAACGCCAAAACCAUGGCUGCCUUUAAUAAACCCACUGAGUAUGAUAGGGGACACAUGCAAGCGCCAGGCACCACUCCUCAAGAAAUGAAAAGAACGGAGUCUCGCACCAGAAACACGCGGACAAAACAAUCGGUUUCCGAAGGGCUCAAAAACCUUCUGGCAGCUCAAAGAAAGAACGUAUUAAAGAAAAGACAUGGGUGCUCCGUAGAACGUCUCCCUAAGACCAAAGCACCGAAAGACAGGUUUCCAAAUAGAGCGAACCAGUCCCUGCCCCACGAGCAAGAGAUGACGCCAGUCAAGGAGGAGCUCGUGAAGCACGACAGGCUGCCUCCGACCUCCACCGUAACCAUUACACGGAAGACAGUCACAUAUACAGCAAAACCAGUGUUACCUACAUCGGAAUAUGCCUCUCCUCCAAGAAUUCUCUCCUGGCCUGUGGCCGUGUCUUCCUCUCUGCCCCAGCCUAUCCCCAUUCCGUCCAGAGAAUCUGUAGCAACUGAAUCUGAGAAAACUUUUGCUAAAGCUUCUUCAGAACCUACAAAACCUUUACGUUCCAGAAUCUUCUCAGACCCUUCUUCGAAAACGUCGCUUACUUUAGUGGAGCGAAAGCAGACUAUCCAGGAUUCUCAUCAGACCUCCACAAUUCCAAGUGCCUUUUCGUCCUUCCGCGCAUUUACUGCAGGAUCUACUCCAAUUGGAGAACCACGUCACCCAGUCCAGGACAGUCACUCAGUAACCAAAAGCCGAAAUAAAUCAGUGUUAAGCCACCAGUUGUCCCCAUCUGUUGGACUGGAAAUCAUUGGCACACACCGAGACAACCAGCUCGACCAAAUUUCACAAACGAAGAUGACUAGUGAUUCAACCCAUAGAAGUUCAGGUGUUCAAAGAUCGUUUGAGCACAACGAAAGUGCUGAGGAACUUAAAGACUUAAUACCGAUGGAAGGAAGAGAGACUGAUCGUUCAUUUAUCGCUAAGAAUACAAAUGAAGAUACCUCAAAUGUCUUUUCAGUAUUCACAAACAAGAGUCAAGAGAGACCGAUUUCUCCCAAGACUUCAAGUAAGUUACGCAAUUCACCAAAAUCACCUCUCAGACGACGAAUGGUGGACAUUGUGGAGAGACAGAGACUUUUGGAGGAAAGAAGAAAGCGUAACAAAUCUUUGGGAUGUUCUUUUGACAGCCUAGAGAGGACCAGUCCAUCGGUGAACCAAAGUCCCAUUGAGAGGUCACUUGCUGAUCACCCUGGGAAUAUCGUGGGCAUUCCAAAUAAACCAAUAAGCAGGAAACCUCAAAGCCGUAGGUCACCUGGUUACAGCCCUGGACGCAAUGUGGAUUAUCCUAAUUCAGAUGCCAAUAGAGGAUUCUCCAAGAAGAGCUCGCCUGGCGAUUGCCCUGGGAAUAUUUUGGCUUAUCCUGAAUUCCUAGUAAACCCUCUACCACUGAAUCAACAGUUACAGUCUGUAAGACAUACACAGGGUUUAGUAGGAGAUUCUUCAGAAAGCCUUUUCUUUAGCAAACUUCGAGCUUCUUCCUUUCAACCUUUUAUGGAACACAUCCCAGAUCUCGGUCAGCAGAAACAGAUAAAGCAUGUAGCCUGCAAUGAGGAUAAUAGUGAACUUCGAGGCAUGCUGGAAUAUAGGUCAAAGUAUCCAAAUGAUAGUGCUAGUAUUUUUGAACAUUACAAGGAGACCCAAAACGUGAAUAUCAAUAGGACCUCCUCAGGAAGCUGUCAGCACGAUAACUGGACUGUAGACACCAAUUCUUCAUGUGCAGACUUCUACUACUGUAAGUAUAUCCAGUAAGCACAAGAUGAGACGAGAAUUGCAUAGAGUGAACU
Messenger RNA from Pomacea canaliculata, 3299 nucleotides. RefSeq names its product proteoglycan 4-like. The record is from RefSeq and is a predicted model, not a curated record. Lineage: Eukaryota; Metazoa; Mollusca; Gastropoda; Architaenioglossa; Ampullariidae. The transcript has a single exon. Bases 40 to 3264 code for a protein of 1074 amino acids.